UACCAAUCACUGCAGGACUUUCUGAUGAGCAUGCUUUAUAUUGCAAAACCCCACACGGUUCAACUGGAGUGUGUAUUUCUUACGAUGAAUGCAGCUACACCAUGAAUAUGCUGAACAUAAGUCACAUUCUUGAAUAUGAAUGCAACCAAAAUCCAUAUCCAAGGUGGAACUUUUUCCAACCUGGAGGGAAGUUAAAGGUUUGUUGCCCAACCAUCGACAGCGUUAAUCCGUGCCAUCCGCAACAGGAAUCUAAUACUACUUUCGGAGGAGAGUCCCUAGACAUCAGAGAUUAUCCCUGGGUAGCCUUAAUCGUUUACAAAGACAGUAGGAUGCCAACCUGUGGCGGAUCGCUCAUAAAUUCGAAUCAUAUUUUGUCAGCUGCCCAUUGUUUCGAUGUGAAGUUAUUGCACCGAUAUGAGGUUCGAAUAAGUGAAAGGGACUGGUUCAAAAAAAGUAACUGCUCAGAGGAUGGAAGAAUUUGCCGAGAAAUUUUUGAAAUUAAAAACAUUUUCAUACAUGAAAAUUACACUAGUGCAUCGAGAUACGCAAAUAUCGCGGUAUUGAGGCUCGAGAAUCAUGUCAUUCACUUGGGAUACAUUAAGCCAAUUUGUUUGCCAUCCCGAAAAACUUUUCUGGAUAUGAACUUUAGUAGAGUGCGCCUCGAAACUGUUGGAUGGGGUGAAACAAAAAAUGAAAGAUAUAGUCAAGAAGUAAGAAGAAUAGAGCUUGGAUUCAGGUCGCUUGAAUUGUGUAAAAGUGUGUAUCACCUGGAAUUUCUCGAAGAUUACUCACAAUUCUGUGCCGGAGUUGAACAUGGAACGGAUUCUUGUGUUGGUGAUUCUGGUGGCUCGUUGAUGUAUCGUGAUGGAGAUCAUUGGGUUCAGCUAGGUCUUGUUAGUUUUCGACCAGAUGAUUGUGCUCAACAUGGUGUUCCUGCUGUUUAUACAAGUGUUGUCUACUACGCCAAAUGGAUUGUAGAUACUGUUCUGCGUGAAUAAGAAAAAAAGUCAGGCUGCGUAUUCCACAUUUUUUACAGAACUCAGAAAAUUCGUAUUCCCAAUCAGGAUCCAGCGUAAACAGGCGCCUAAAAAACUCAGGUUCGGAUAAGUGAAUGGGAUUGGCUCAGCAAAAACAACUGUUCAAAGGAUGAAACGGUUUGCCGUCAAAUUUUGGAAACUGAAGAAAUUUUUAUACAUCAAAAUUACAUACUAUAUCGCAAUAUCUCAUUUAACGAUAUCGCAGUAUUGAGACUUAAAAAUUUAGUGGACCCCUUCAAUUACAUUAAGCCAACUUGUUUGCCAUCGCGUGAAAGUUUCAGAAGUCUGGAGUUCAAUGGAUUGCGACUCGAAGCUUUUGGAUGGGGCGAAACGGAAGAUAAUGUAUUAAGUCGACAACUAAGAAAGGUAGAGCUCGAAGGCAGAUCGCUUUAUUCCUGCGGGAGCACUGUGAAAAAUGAAAAAGACUCUAGAAAGCUAGAGAGGUCCAAACUUUGUGCUGGAGGUUACAAUGGAAAGGAUUCAUGUUUGAGCGAUUCUGGUGGUCCAUUGAUGUAUAAUGUUGGAGAUCAUUGGGUUCAGUUGGGCAUCGUUAGCUACGGAGCUACGUGUGGCAGGGCACCUGCUGUUUAUACCAAUGUUUUUUACCACCUCAACUGGAUCGUAGAUGUAGUUCAGGGUGGAAUAAAGAACGAGCAUAUAACAACAACUUCUUUACCGAGCACCACCACUGAGUACAAAUACCAGGCGAUUGCGAAUGCUUACACUACGAAAAUGCCAAGUCGACAGGCUUUCAGAACUUUCACUGGUACCAUCUACGCCUGAUUCAGCUAAAAGAAUAAUUCAUCUCGAAAAAAACAAAAAAAAAUCCGGAACCAACUUUAACAAGCAAAUACCAACCUGUACGUUUCUGAGUAACAUUUUUUUUAUUUUUAGGACACCGAACUUUUUGAAAAGAUUUCUAAAACGCUUAUAAGUGUGAACGGACCACUCCCCAGUAGAUUUUGAAGAGUCAAACGAAAAUUAAUCAUAUAAAAUUCGAGUUUAAAAAAACAAAGAGCUAUUUCAAGAUUGUAUUUUUUUAAGUGUAUUUUAUCUUACUCAAACAUCAUCUAAAUAAAGUCAUUAUAAUA
Messenger RNA from Uranotaenia lowii, 2128 nucleotides. RefSeq names its product CLIP domain-containing serine protease B15-like. Gene Ontology annotation, molecular function: serine-type endopeptidase activity. Bases 102 to 998 code for a protein of 298 amino acids. The transcript has 8 exons. The record is from RefSeq and is a predicted model, not a curated record. NCBI's taxonomy places the organism in Eukaryota, Metazoa, Arthropoda, Insecta, Diptera, Culicidae. Gene Ontology annotation, biological process: proteolysis.